This is a messenger RNA of Lycium barbarum (goji berry), 2761 nucleotides long. RefSeq names its product transcription factor MYB35-like. The transcript is spliced from 3 exons. The coding region runs from base 1429 to 2478 and encodes 349 amino acids. The record is from RefSeq and is a predicted model, not a curated record. NCBI's taxonomy places the organism in Eukaryota, Viridiplantae, Streptophyta, Magnoliopsida, Solanales, Solanaceae.
GGAUAUGUUGUUUCCUUCUAAUUCCUAACUAUAAAGAUAAUUGUUUUCUAGAAUUGCUUGCUUAUAUGAUUUAUAUUUUUACUCCUUCAUAGGAGCUUCCCCAUUUUGCUCCGUUGAUGACUUAAAUCCGCAACUUUAGAGUCGGAGGUGGAGUGUGCUUACUAUUUGAGCAAUCCUCUCUUAUUGAUUAUAUGAUUAUUUAAUCCUUAGAAAUAAUGUAAUAAUUUUUUUAUUAUUUUGUAAUAGAAAUGUCACUAGCUCAACUAUUAAAAAUGGUGUAACAAAAGCUUUUUUUUUUUUUUUUUAAAUAGAAAAGUCAGUUUAGUAUUCUUUUGACGUGAGACACCUUUGAUCUCCACUCACAAUUGGAACUCAUGUUGUAGUCCACAUAUACUCUCCUCCAAACAGGAGUCAUGCUUUUCUUUUUCUCCCCACAAUCUCUCUAUCACACAGGGAUUGUCAUCACACUGUCCCUCCCAUUGGAUUUUCCAUUUUUUGUAUUCUUUGUGUCAACACUCAACAAUUUUUGAGAUCUCGAAAAUGAAGCUAGAGCUUCAACCCAUCCUAAAAUUCUAAAAUUACUCAACUCUCCAUGUAAUGAACUUAGCGGUAUUGAAAAAUUCCUGCAAAUAAAAAACUAGAACUUCAAUUGAAAUUAAUAUUUUGUUUUUGCUCCUAUAUUCAGUAGCGUAGCCACAUGAAGUGGAGGGUGGUCAGUUGAACACUCUUCAUAUAUUUUUUUUUUAUUUCAGUGUAUAUAGAUCAAAGAUUACUUUUCAUACAUAUAUGUUAAACCUUGAACUUCCCAGUAAAAUUUCGAAAUCCUUGGAGAAUGGAGAUAUUCCGACUCUCCUCUCUAAUUUUGCUCCUAAGUCUAGGUUAUUAGAGGAUAUCAAACUAAUUUCCAAUGUAUUAGAGUAGUUCUUUAUCAUGCCAAAGCUGUGGAUUCUUGAACAGAAAUCAAAUCAGUUAGUUGAAUACUGUAGUAUUUGUUUAUAUUAGUUCUCAAACUUGUGAUCUCUAUGAAACUAAUAUUACUUUCUCGUGAUCUUGAAGUACAUUUGUUUUGUAGAAUAUAGUUUAUUUGCAAAAUAAUAACUCUAUGGUUAACCAAAUUAUUUCACCCAAUUCGAACCUGUUUCAAACGCUCUUUGAAACUUAAAAUAUAUUUACCUUCUUUAAUAGCUCAUCUAAAAACUGUUUGACAGAAAAUACAUUCCACCAAGCAAAAUAGUUAAAUGGAAAGUGUUCUCAUGCUUUUCUUGCCUUCUUUUAGGGUUGCAUCCAUAAGUCCAUAAGAAGGUUCAAAAGUUGGGAUUAAUUUUAUCUUAUCUCUUCAUCAAUAUUGAAUUCUUUCAUUUGUUGCUACCUUCAUCUAUCUGCCCCUUUUUUUCAGUACUAGAACAUAAAGUUUAUAGAGAAAAUUAGAUGGGGAGGCCUCCUUGUUGCAAUGAUAAGGUGCUAAAUAAAAGAUGUAAUUGGAUGGAAGAGGAUGCAAACACAUCUACAUUUGUCUCCAAGCAUGGAAUUGGUAAUUGGGCAACCAUGUCCAAGAAAUCAGGAAACGGGAGAUGUGGGAGGAAUCAGAAGCAUAGGUGGAACAAUCGUCUGAAACCUGAUCUUAAGCAGGACAGCUUCACAACCCAAGAAGAGGAACUCAUCAUUAAGCUUCAUGCCACUAUAGGAAGCAGGUGGUCCAUAAUAGCACAACAACUUGCUGGGAGAACAGACAACGAUGUGAAGAACUUAUGGAACACUAAGCUGAAAAAGAAGCUCUCUGCAAUGGGGAUCGAUCCAGUCACUCACAAGCCCUUCUCCCAAAUUCUCACUGACUAUGGAAACAUCGGUGGCUUUCCGAAAGCCAGAACUCGUUUCGUGUCUCUUAACAGAGAGCUAAAGGGUGCAUUUAUGUCUAGACCAGAACAACUUCAACAUUCUUUAGAAAAUUUUCAAAACUUCAACAGCCAUUGUGUGACAACAAUUAAGCUACCAAAAACUGAAACUUCAGAAGAACGUUUCUUUAACAACAAUCAGGCUUCUGUUGAUCUGCUUUCCGAGUUUGAAGCCAUAAAAUUUGUAACAGAGUCCUCAAAUUAUAAUUCCCAAAAGGCAAUUUUCUCCAAUUCCAACCCCAUAAUUGACUGCUCUUCUUCGCCAUUGUCAUCGUCGUCAUCAUCAUCUGGAUCUCAAUCUUUAACUAAAAAUCAAGUCAGCUGGUGUGACUAUCUUAUUGAUGAUGCGUUUCUUCCAUCAAAUUUCAAAGAUCAAGAAGAUACAUUAACCACAAAAGAAAAGCUAGUGUGUUCGGGAGCUCAAGAUGGGCCAAACAACAUGUCAUCGAUGAAGGAUUUUGAUACCUCGUUACCUACAAAGGGUUCAUCAUCAUCAUCAUCGUCAUCAUUUGUUGAAGCCAUGCUAGAAUGUGAAAAUGAAAUGUUCUUGAACUUCCCUGGCCUCUCUGAGGAUCCCUUUUACUAGUGACUACGCACUAAUUGAUGAACAAGGAAUAGACUUUAGCAGCAAGCAUAGUACUGCAGAUUACAAUUCAGUACAUUGUUUAGUGUCCUAAUUAAUAGCCAAGUUACUGUAAUUUCUCCCAUAGAUCUUCCAAAAUGAAAAAGAUCUAAAAAUAAUAUGAAUAGUGUUAUAUCUACUUUUUACUAUCAAUUUGGGAGUUGGGACUGGUCCAAGCUUUUGCUGUGAUACAUAGUUAAAUUAUGCCAGUCUAACAAGUGAAUAAGAAAUGCAUCAAGUUGUUCAA